Molecule: messenger RNA, 855 nt
Organism: Effrenium voratum
Lineage: Eukaryota; Dinophyceae; Suessiales; Symbiodiniaceae
Source: the annotation of a GenBank genome assembly
AUGGCAUCAUUUCCAUUGGAAACCGAGGGCGCCUUCAGCUUGUUUGCCCCGCCGAGCGAGAAACAGGGCGGGCCUGCACUCGGUCGCAGAGACUGGCCCAACAUGGAAAUUGUCCUCCCGGAUGUGGAGCCAGACUUUGCAGCGUAUCCACCUGAAGCUGUGGAGGACGCUGCUCGGCCUGUCAUUUGUUUGGAGGAAGCUCUUGAAUCCGUGCCAAGCCGCAGCACGGCAGCGCCGGUGGGGGUGAUUGGAGAUCGUCGGCAAGGACGGCACGCCAUGGCGACAUUGAAAUCAGAGCAGUCGGGCAGCCGAGCGCCGAAGUUGGAGAUCCGGAUCCCCGGUGAUUUGCUCUCUUAUCCUCCCAACUACGUGCAAGUUCGAGACACUUUCAUCCACGUGGCAAGCCCUGAAGAAGAUGCGUUGGACGAUCGGGCUGUCGCGUCCUGCCCUGCUCAACACAUUGGUCGCAUGCGCUUUGAGGAGCCGGCAGAAAACAGCAAUGCGCACGGGAAGGUGGUCAUCCGUUUGGACAGUGCUCUUCGCCAAUCUGGCCCCAAGAUGCAUGAGCUCUGGCUGUCCGACUCCGACUGGCAUGAGGCCUCGACUGAGGCUGCCGCUGAGGAAGAUGGGCGAAUUUCGCCGUCAUUACCCAGCGUGGGAUCCAAAGGUCAUGCUACUGGCGAGUGCCAGCCAUGCGCUUUUGUGCACACAAAGGGCUGCAGCCAUGGGGCAGCGUGUCCAUUCUGCCAUUUGUGCGAUCGAGGUGAGAAGAAACGCCGUCAGAAGGCCAAGCGUGAUGCUUUCAGGGUAAUGACUGCAAGCAUGCCUGACAUGCCUGAUCAAACUAGCCUUUAG